Racocetra fulgida is the source of this 147-nucleotide messenger RNA. The record is from the annotation of a GenBank genome assembly. Lineage: Eukaryota; Fungi; Glomeromycota; Glomeromycetes; Diversisporales; Gigasporaceae.
CAAGAAGAUAAUUGUAAUCAUGAAAUUAACGAUGAUGAAAUUAAUGAGGAAACAGAAGGAUCUGCAUCUAGUGACCUGCACUCAGUCAAUGAUAUAGCCGAUAUGCUCAAUCAAGCAACUCUAAUGAAAAACGCCAGUGGUAAUCAU